This is a messenger RNA of Asparagus officinalis (garden asparagus), 525 nucleotides long. Its product is annotated as purine-uracil permease NCS1-like. The record is from RefSeq and is a predicted model, not a curated record. The transcript is spliced from 3 exons. Gene Ontology annotation, cellular component: plasma membrane. The coding region runs from base 64 to 492 and encodes 142 amino acids. Gene Ontology annotation, biological process: transmembrane transport; nucleobase transport. NCBI's taxonomy places the organism in Eukaryota, Viridiplantae, Streptophyta, Magnoliopsida, Asparagales, Asparagaceae. Gene Ontology annotation, molecular function: nucleobase transmembrane transporter activity.
UUCAAAGGCACAAGGAGAGGGGAGGAAUCUCCACGAGAGAAUGGCAGGCAUCAAAGUCCAAGGAUGGGCUCUUGGCCGACCCCAAAGUCAGCCCAAUUAUCUGCGAUCUCAGUCCAUAGCAUGGUGCUUGAUGUGAAUGGUUUGUACUCUAAAGAUCCUCAGGGGCCUUUCUACUAUUGUGGCGGAUAUAAUCCUGCUGCCUUGGCAGCUCUGGUUCUGUCUGUGGUGUCUUCAGUUCCUGGAUUUCUUCACAAAGUUGGAAUCCUUGUAGAUACCUUUGAAGCGUUCAUUGUGAUCUAUGAUAAUGGAUUUUCUUUGAGCUAUAUUUUGCGUGGGAGUUUAGUAAGAGUGUUUGAAUCUUUAGAUUUUAAAGAUUCCACAUUUUGUUCUUCUCACAAUGCCAAAAUCCUCAGAUCAUCAAUAUGCAUGGUAUCAAGAUGUCUGAGGGUCAAAUCUGAGGUUCAUUGGCAAAUUCAACUUAGCUGCUGGUAAAUCAAGAUGAAUGUUGUAAUGACGUAGUAAGGA